Messenger RNA from Orbicella faveolata, 297 nucleotides. RefSeq names its product cytoglobin-2-like. Gene Ontology annotation, molecular function: heme binding; oxygen binding. Lineage: Eukaryota; Metazoa; Cnidaria; Anthozoa; Scleractinia; Merulinidae. The record is from RefSeq and is a predicted model, not a curated record.
AUGGUGCAAGAAACCUGGGAGAUUAUUGAACCGCACAAGAAAGAGAUCGGCGUCAAUGUCUUCAUAAGAUUUCUGUCGAUGAAUCCUAAAUUAAAGUCCAGCUUUAGUAGCUUUAAAAAUAUCUCAGUUGAUGAUAUCAACAAAAGCAAUGAUCAUCCCAGACGAUUAAUGGCUGCCAUCGAAAACUCUGUGUCCUCUCUCGACGAUCCGGAAACCUUUGCAGGUUACGUGCUGGAGCUGGGAAGAAGACACGCCAGACUCAAGUUCAAACUUUCCAAGUCUCACGUAAGAAUUUAG